Messenger RNA from Anastrepha ludens (Mexican fruit fly), 1720 nucleotides. It is a transcript of the gene rept, whose product is annotated as ruvB-like helicase 2. Gene Ontology annotation, cellular component: NuA4 histone acetyltransferase complex; R2TP complex; Ino80 complex. The transcript is spliced from 2 exons. Bases 161 to 1591 code for a protein of 476 amino acids. NCBI's taxonomy places the organism in Eukaryota, Metazoa, Arthropoda, Insecta, Diptera, Tephritidae. The record is from RefSeq and is a predicted model, not a curated record. Gene Ontology annotation, molecular function: ATP hydrolysis activity; ATP binding; DNA helicase activity. Gene Ontology annotation, biological process: chromatin remodeling; box C/D snoRNP assembly; regulation of transcription by RNA polymerase II.
CAUAGAAAACAAAAAGAAAAACACGUUAAACAAAUGGAAUAGCAGGCGGCUGGCGGAAUAUCCUAGCAACAGCAAACAAUUAUAAUUUCUAGAACUUUAUACAGAAAUCAAUUAACAUUAAAACUAAAGUCGGCGGAAUAUAACAGCAGUAAAUAAAAAAAUGGCUGACGGCGAUAAGAUUGAAGUGCGUGACAUUACGCGUAUAGAACGCAUUGGCGCUCACUCACAUAUACGCGGGCUUGGUUUGGACGAUGUGUUGGAAGCGCGUGCAGUAUCGCAGGGUUUGGUUGGUCAAAAGGAUGCGCGGCGUGCCGCAGGUGUUGUAGUGCAAAUGGUACGGGAAGGCAAAAUCGCUGGGCGUUGCAUACUGUUAGCCGGUGAACCGAGUACGGGCAAAACGGCAAUAGCAGUGGGUAUGGCACAAGCACUUGGCACAGAGACGCCAUUCACCAGCAUGUCUGGUUCGGAGAUAUACUCGCUGGAGAUGAGCAAGACAGAGGCGCUAUCGCAGGCGCUGCGCAAAAGCAUUGGCGUGCGCAUCAAAGAAGAGACGGAGAUUAUUGAGGGUGAAGUAGUUGAAAUACAAAUUGAUCGGCCAGCAACUGGUACGGGUCAAAAGAUAGGAAAGGUUACUUUAAAAACAACUGAAAUGGAAACCAAUUACGAUUUGGGCAACAAAAUUAUCGAAUGCUUUAUGAAAGAGAAAAUACAAGCUGGUGAUGUUAUUACAAUCGAUAAAGCUUCAGGCAAGGUAACCAAAUUAGGACGCAGUUUUACACGUGCACGCGACUAUGACGCUACCGGUGCACAGACACGCUUCGUACAGUGCCCCGAAGGUGAACUGCAGAAGCGCAAAGAAGUCGUGCAUACUGUGACAUUACACGAAAUCGAUGUUAUCAAUAGUCGCACACACGGUUUCCUUGCAUUAUUCUCAGGCGACACGGGCGAAAUCAAACAAGAAAUACGCGAUCAAAUUAACAACAAAGUACUUGAGUGGCGAGAGGAGGGCAAAGCUGAAAUAAAUCCGGGCGUGCUAUUUAUCGAUGAAGUGCACAUGUUGGAUAUAGAGUGUUUCUCCUACCUCAAUCGCGCACUUGAAUCCGAUAUGGCACCAGUAGUGGUGAUGGCUACAAAUCGCGGAAUAACACGCAUACGUGGCACCAACUAUCGCAGCCCACACGGCAUUCCCAUCGACUUAUUAGAUCGCAUGAUUAUCAUACGCACGGUACGAUAUACAGAGAAGGAAAUCAAAGAAAUACUAAAAAUACGCUGUGAGGAAGAAGAUUGUCUUAUGCAUCCGGACGCAUUGACUAUUUUGACACGCAUAGCAACAGAUACCAGUCUACGUUAUGCGAUACAAUUGAUUACCACAGCAAAUUUGGUGUGCCGACGUCGCAAGGCCACAGAAGUCACCACUGAGGAUGUGAAGAAAGUUUACUCCUUAUUCUUGGAUGAGAAUCGCUCAAGCCAGAUACUGAAGGAGUAUCAAGACGAAUAUAUGUUUAAUGAAAUACAAGAAUCCAACGAGUGCGAAGUGGUUACGAAACGUGAAGAAAUUGGUGGCGGAGACGAUCAACCUAUGGAGCAUUAAAGGAGAAUUAAGACGAGUUUACUUGCGCACAUUCGAACACAUUUUCACUUUGUUUCAAAAAAAAAAACAUUGUAUUUCACUAAUUUAAUAAUAAACGAAAAACAUGCCUAUGUGUAGUUAGAAAUGAUA